Molecule: messenger RNA, 618 nt
Organism: Ctenocephalides felis (cat flea)
Lineage: Eukaryota; Metazoa; Arthropoda; Insecta; Siphonaptera; Pulicidae
Product: enhancer of rudimentary homolog
Exons: 3
Coding region: 144-458 (104 amino acids)
Source: RefSeq, a predicted model, not a curated record
CGCGUGCCAGUUGAAAGGAAUCGUCAAAUAAAAACAGAAAAAUUGUAUUUAUUCACUUGGUUAAAGUGACUAAAGACACUUGUGAAUAUUAUAAAAUUUUCUUCGGAAGCGAAUAAUUCUAAUAGAAGUUAAAGAAAAACAAAAUGUCUCAUACGAUAUUAUUGGUGCAACCUGGUCCAAAUCCAGAAACCAGAACUUAUUCCGAUUACGAGACAGUUAAUGAAUGUAUGGAAGGCGUUUGUAAAAUUUACGAGGAGCAUCUUAAAAGGAAAAAUCCAAAUACACCCACAAUCACCUAUGAUAUUAGUCAACUUUUUGAUUUUGUGGAUGGGUUAACCGAUCUCAGUUGCAUGGUACAUCAGAAAACAUCUAAUACCUAUGCACCUUACAAUAGAGAAUGGAUUAAGGAAAAAAUCUAUGUCCUUUUGCGUCGAGCAGCUGAACGUUCUGAACAUUAACUAUUUAUAUUUAAAUUAUAAUAAAAUUCGAUAGAGAUAAUUUUUCUCCUGACUGUAAGAGAUUAUAUAUUUAAGAAAUUUUUGUUUCUAUUGAUUCAAUUAUGUAACCAUCAAUUCUAUUUUUUUUUUGAUUGUAUUGAUUUUUUUCUAAACUUAUGAU